Boeremia exigua is the source of this 694-nucleotide messenger RNA. RefSeq names its product acyl carrier protein-like protein. Lineage: Eukaryota; Fungi; Ascomycota; Dothideomycetes; Pleosporales; Didymellaceae. The record is from RefSeq and is a predicted model, not a curated record. Gene Ontology annotation, cellular component: mitochondrion. Gene Ontology annotation, biological process: fatty acid biosynthetic process. The transcript has 6 exons. Bases 126 to 539 code for a protein of 137 amino acids. Gene Ontology annotation, molecular function: acyl binding; acyl carrier activity.
UCGUCGGGUGCGCAUCAUGACCAAAGUCACAUGACCGGCAUAGCUUUCUUUGCAAUCGUCUAGCAUCAUCAACCGCAACCACCCACCCGACCCAUCGCCCCUCGACACGCUCGAAUCCGCCCACCAUGUUCCGCACAGCUCUUCUCAGGUCCGCCCGGUCCGCCGUCCGCGCUGCUCCCCGAUGCCAGGCCUCAAUGGCCCGCCCAGCGCGCGCCUUCGUCCAGCCCAAGCAGAUUGCUCCCGCCGCAUACUUCCAGGCCGUACGAAGCUACGCCUCCAGCGCCGGCUUGGCGCAGGAGGAGGUCCAGGGCAGGAUUCUGGACUUGCUGAAGAACUUCGACAAGGUCCAGGACGCCUCGAAGCUCAACGCCGAGUCGCACUUCCACAACGACCUCGGUCUUGAUAGCCUCGACACCGUAGAGGUCGUCAUGGCGAUUGAGGAGGAGUUCAGCAUCGAGAUCCCAGACAAGGAGGCCGAUGUCAUCCACAGCGUCAAGCAAGCAGUGGAGUACAUCCUCCGCCAGCCCGAUGCUCACUAAAUGCUAAUGGAGCGCUGGGUGAUGGAAACGCUGGAUGACGAUUGGAGUGGGAUGGAUUGUCGGGUCUGCCGACAUUGUUAUAUAUUUCCCUGCGUGUAAAACAGCUCUGGGACGGCAACAAGUACUUUUGAUAGAAACGAGGCUAUCCACUUUCA